AUGUACAAGGUGAAGGAGCUGCAGCUAACGCCGGAUAGCUUUGACAAUCCCAUUUUUCGUAUACACUUGCGCUGCUUUCGCUGGUACGGUUAUGUGGCCUCCAUGGAGCAGCGUCAUCCGUGGCUGUCACUGGUCCGUUGCACCAUCUUCACCUCCUCCAUUUGGCUGAGCUGUGCGCUGAUGCUGCUGCGCCAGUUUCUGGCCCGUGGCUAUGAGAAUCUCAAUGAUGGCGCCACCAGCUGGGCGACAGCGGUGCAAUACUUUACAGUCUCUAUAGCCACACUGAAUGCCUAUAUGCAGCGGGAGCGCGUUGUCUUAAUGCUGCGCACAGCCCAUGCGGAUCUGCAGCAACUAAUGCUCGAGGCUGAUGAUCAGGAGUUGGAUGUGCUGCGCACCACCCAACGCUAUGUGAGGACUAUAACGUUUUUGCUGUGGGUGCCGUCGGUGGUGGCUGGUUUUAUGGCCUGGUCGGAUUGCAUUUAUCGCACCAUCUUCUUGCCGCAAACUGUUUUCAACACUGCCGCAGUGCUUCGCGGCGAGGCGCAACCGAUUUUACUCUUUAAACUGUUUCCCUUUGGCGAGCUAUACGAUAAUUUUUUCAUCGGCUAUUUGGGUCCAUGGUAUGCACUCAGCCUGGGCAUUACCACAAUACCGCUGUGGCACACCUUUAUCACGUGCCUCAUGAAGUAUGUGACCCUCAAGCUGCAGAUACUCAAUAAACGUGUGCUUGCCAUGGAUAUUCAACGUCUAAAGCCUGAGCUGUUGCCGCAACAAUUAACUGUGAACGAGCUUAUCCACUGGCAGCUGCAACUGUGCAAGUCUUUUGUCCAGGAACAGCGCAGGAUACGUGCAUUUGUCGGGCAGAUCGAGCAACUGAUUCGUAUUCCUGUCAUGGCCGAUUUUAUAAUAUUCUCCAUACUCAUAUGUUUUCUGUUCUUUGCACUGACGGUGGGCGUGCCCAGCAAAAUGGAUUAUUCGUUCAUGUUUAUCUAUCUGUUUGUCAUGGCCGCGAUCCUGUGGGUAUAUCAUUGGCAUGCGACUCUCAUUAUUGAAUGUCAGAAUGAAUUGUGCUUUGCCUUUUAUGCCGGCGAUUGGUACAACUUCAGCCUGCCAGUGCAAAGAAUGCUGCUCUUCAUGAUGAUGUACGCCCAGAGACCGUUGAAGAUGCGCGCCCUGCUGGUCGAGUUGAACCUGAGAACCUUUCUAGAUAUUAUGCGUGGCGCUUACAGUUAUUUCAAUUUACUGCGUAGCUCGCAUUUGUAUUAGCUUUUAUUUUCUGCUCGUCGUGCCGCUAAUCAAAUGCCGUUGCGCUUGUCAACUCGUCGUUUGGCUAACAUGACAGUUAACAUGGCUUGCAAUUCAUUUGCCGGGAGGGCUGGGUGGUAGACGAACAAGAAGAAGAAAAAACGCAUGACAGACGAGUUGGCAAAAUGCUAAAACAUUUUACAGCGCAAAUAAACGUGA
Messenger RNA from Drosophila novamexicana, 1464 nucleotides. It is a transcript of the gene Or56a, whose product is annotated as odorant receptor 56a. Gene Ontology annotation, biological process: sensory perception of smell; detection of chemical stimulus involved in sensory perception of smell. The record is from RefSeq and is a predicted model, not a curated record. Gene Ontology annotation, molecular function: odorant binding; olfactory receptor activity. Gene Ontology annotation, cellular component: plasma membrane. The coding region runs from base 1 to 1266 and encodes 421 amino acids. The transcript has 6 exons. Lineage: Eukaryota; Metazoa; Arthropoda; Insecta; Diptera; Drosophilidae.